Molecule: messenger RNA, 1839 nt
Organism: Nakaseomyces glabratus
Lineage: Eukaryota; Fungi; Ascomycota; Saccharomycetes; Saccharomycetales; Saccharomycetaceae
Gene: BAP3
Product: amino acid transporter BAP3
Biological process (GO): amino acid transmembrane transport
Cellular component (GO): membrane
Molecular function (GO): amino acid transmembrane transporter activity
Source: RefSeq, a predicted model, not a curated record
AUGAACUCUAACGAUCUAUUGUCCGAGGUUAAAGUGUCUUCUUCGGAAGACUCUCAAAUCCUCUCCAAGAGUAACGACUAUGUACACGAACAGAACCAUAUCAUAGAAGGUGACUACGAUGAUGACGAUAAGUCGUCGUCAUCGCAUAACCUGAGGUCUAGGUUCGAUGUUCAAGUCAAGAACAGACACUUACAGGGAUUCAUCGAUUCUUUCAAGAGGGCCGACGACUCUCCAGACCACAAUGACCUCGAGAAGACCACCACCGCACACCAGGAGCAGAAGAAGACCAUGAAGUCCAGGCACGUCAUCAUGAUGUCCCUGGGUACCGGUAUCGGUACGGGUCUGUUGGUCUCCAACGGUAAAGGUCUGUCCCUGGCUGGUCCCGCCUCUUUGGUCAUCGCAUAUGGUCUCGUCUCCUUCGUCACUUACUUCAUGAUCCAGGCAGCCGGUGAGAUGGCUGUUACUUACCCAACUCUGCCCGGUUCCUUCAACGCUUACACUUCCUUCUUCAUCUCAAAGCCCUUCGGUUUCGCUACAACUUGGCUGUUCUGCAUCCAGUGGCUCACCGUGCUGCCUUUGGAAUUGAUCACAGCAGCUAUGACCAUCAAGUACUGGAACACCUCCAUCGACCCAGACGUCUUCGUCAUUAUCUUCUACGUGUUCCUGAUGUUCAUCCACUUCUUCGGUGUGCAGGCCUAUGGUGAAACAGAAUUCAUCUUCAACGCUUGCAAAAUCCUCAUGAUCGGUGGCUUCAUCAUCUUCGCUAUCGUCGUCAACUGCGGUGGUGCCGGUAAGGACGGCUACAUCGGUGGCAAGUACUGGCACGACCCAGGUGCCUUCGCAUCCUCAAACGGCGCAUCCAGAUUCAAAGGUAUCUGCUACAACUUGGUCAACGCAUACUUCUCCUACGGUGGUAACGAACUGUUCGUCUUGUCCGUGAAUGACCAGAAGAACCCAAGAAAGUCCACCCCAGCAGCAGCCAAGAGUAACGUCUACCGUAUCGUGGUCAUCUACUUACUAACAAUGAUCUUGAUCGGUUUCGUUGUCCCACACAACAGCUCUGAACUGCUAGGUGCCAGCGGCGGUAACGGCUUGCACGCAUCCCCAUACGUCUUGGCAGCCUCCAUUCACGGUAUCAAAGUCGUCCCACAUAUCAUCAACGCAGUCAUCUUGAUCGCAUUGAUCUCAGUGGCCAACUCCUCCUUAUACGCCGGCCCUAGAUUACUGAGCUCCUUGGCUCAACAGGGCUACGCCCCAAGGUUCUUGAGUUACGUCGACAGAAGAGGCAGACCUUUGACCGCUUUGCUACUUUCCGCUUUGGUCGGUGUCAUCGGUUUCGCAGCUACCUCCCCAAGAGAAGAAGAAGUCUUUACGUGGCUCGCUGCCAUCUCAGGUUUAAGUGAACUGUUCACAUGGACCUCCAUUAUGUUCUCACACAUUAGAUUCAGAAGAGCAAUGAAGUUGCAAAACAAAUCGCUAGACACAUUGGGAUACAAAGCUAACACUGGCCUGUGGGGUUCUUACUUCGGUGUAGGUUUCAAUAUCCUUGUGUUUGCUGCUCAAUUCUGGGUCGCCCUAUCUCCACCAAACUCCGGUGGUAAAUGUGAUGCCAACUCCUUCUUCGCAAGUUACCUAGCCAUGCCAAUUUGGUUGGUGUUCUAUUUCGGCUACAUGUGCUGGUACAAGGACUUCACUGUCUUGACUGAUUUGAAUCAAGUGGACUUGGAUAACCACAGAAAAGUUUAUGACCCAGAAUUCUUGAGACAGGAAGACCUGGAAAACAAAGAAAGAUUGAGAAACUCAUCGUUCUUGGUGAAAAUCUAUGAGUUCUGGUGUUAA